AAUUCUGAUCCAAGGAUCAGCUGGCAGCAGCAAUAACAGCACAGAAAUCCGCAGAAAGACGUGUAAAACUGCGGGUUUUCAUAGUAUGACCCACAGUAUAAAUGCAGUUUAACGUAAUUCACUUCUUCUAAGAAGAAGCCCUUUUUUUUAAAAAAAAUUUUUAUUUUUAUUGCAGAACACCUACCUCAUUUAAGCUACCUAAAGCUGUGCUUUAAGAUAUUUUCGUUUUUACUGAAUCCGUUAGGGUCAUUAAGUUUACAUCCAGAGUAAAUUUUGCGGAGGCAGGCCUUUGCACUGAUACCACAAGAAACCUUACUUUUGCACUACCAGCAUCCAAGCUCCUUCGUGAUCUUGGCUAAGAAGACCAAGAAAAGUGCUCAAACUGUGUGGAGAGGAAGAGAGAGACUGCAGAGCAACUUGCUUGACUUCAGCUUGUCCUAGAAAAGAAUUUUAGCUGAACAUCUAAAGCAGCUUUCAUCAAGGGCCACCACAGUCGAACCCACAGCACCAUCAGCAGGAGCCAGAAUGUUCAAGAGACUUAGCAGCCUUUUCUUCGGUGAGGUGGAGAAUGUCUCCACGGAGAUCACGGGACCCAAGCCCUGCGUGACGGAGGCUGACGAGGAGGGCUGGCUUCUUGUCAACUUGCCCGGGCAUGGUGACUGGGUGGAGAUCAGAGAAGAUGGGGCUGAAGCACCGGCAUUGGCAUGUUCUUCUGCCCAGUGGGACUGUCUGGGUGUGGAGGUGGACAGGCCUUCCUGGACAGAGGGAUCAAAUCUUCCCUCUUGCAACCACCGCAGGACUAAAACGGGCAGCUCAAAAGCAACAAGCCUGCCCUCCCUUGCUUGUCCAAAUCCUUUGGUGGACCAGGCGGUGCUGCCUGGUUCCAUUCCAUUCUCCAGAGGCUCCACCCCUGUGUCCCCAGGCUCUCAGAGUGACUGUAGCUGUGGCCCUGAACGCUGCUGUAUGGAUGAGAGCUGGUUCGUCACCCCUCCCCCGUGUUUCACUGCAGAAGGGGCCACUGCUGAGACCAGCCCCAUGGAAGAUCUCCUUAUUGAGCAUCCCAGCAUGUCCGUCUAUGUUUCUUUGGGAAACCAGCCUGCUGUUGAGGAGAGCGGGCCCAGCCUGGCUGGCAGUGUCAGGGCAACAGAGACAGCGCCCUCUGCUGUGAGGAGUGCCAUGCCCAGCAGGGUUAUCCGUGGGGCAGCCUCCAAGGCCGGUGCCCUGGCUAAAGUAACCCAAGUUACGCGCAUCCAAAGGGCAAAGGCGGGGGCCGAUCGCCGCCAUCUCAGCCGCAACCGGCUCCAACGGCAGAACCGCACCCGGGAGCAAGUACCUCGCCACGCUGCCCGCAUACGUGGCACUUUCCUGCACCAGCCAAGCCAGCGCAGCUUCUGUCACUGAGGCACCUGGAUGGGGGCCUUGUUUACACUGAGGGCAUUAGUACUCCCACCCAUCCCCUUUGCCCCCUUGGUACCUUCCUCCCUGAGCCCUCUUUUUAAUCCUUGUAGUUCUGUUAGUUUUAGCAAACCUAGAUACACUUUGGAUCACGUACUGUUUAAUGCACAACUAACAUGUUAAAGAUGUCCGUUUCAUUCGAGUAGCUCGAUUUCCUCUUUCCUACACUUCUCCUCCUCCACUAGGGGGCAGGCAGUUGAUCAUAACAGCUGUUUAAUUUUGAAUGAGUGCUAGAAUUAAUGCGUUAGUAACUGUAUAAAAUUCGUGUUCUUCUGACAUGCCAUUGACACAGCUAACAGUUAAUUUGGAGGGGGACUGAGAGAUGGUGGCAGUCUCUGUGCAAUGACAGGCUUCCCCCUCCGACACAAAGAACUACUAGUGCGAUCGUCUUUCAAGGUAGAAACAGGUUCUUCAUGAAUGGCUAAGAUAGCCGUCCCAACAUUUUUAAGUACUUUGUGGCAGUUUCAAACAGGGUUUUGAUUUUCUUUUUGUAUUAAAAUGGAGGGAAAAGCAUAGCAUGAGAUGCAUUUUUUUCGGCUUUUUCUGCGUUCCUUUCAGAUGUCUCGUCUUAUUUACUUAAGUUGCCUAAUCUCUACAGACCAGGAGAUGUGAGAUGUAUUGUAGUGAGAAAAAUGAAUACAUCCCAAAGAAGCACAGAUACACUGGUUCCUUGUGCUACAAACAGUGGAGUUAUGGAUUUUCAAAGUUAACAUUUUUCAGUUUUUGAUGAGCUUUUCCUCACCAAUUUUGUAAAAUUUCUAAAUUAGCAGUUGGGUGGGUACAUAAACUGUUUUCCAAUAAGUGGCAGUAAAAUGCACUCGAGAGUGUGGGACCGAUGAAUAUUGUACAUAUUUAUGGGAGGGAUCCAUCAAAAAUCAGCACUGGAUAUUAGUUUGUGGAGCCAUUUUUAUUUUCAGUAAUUUUCGACCAGUUCCAAUGGACCUCCAAGUUAAUAUUCAGAUUGACAUUGCUUUAAAAAAUUGGUUUACAGUACCUAAUUUGAUAAAUAAGUGAAAGGACAUGUAUUCUGCUUUUAUUAAUUGUGAUUGAGUAAAAAUGGUGUUUGUUGGGUGAGGAGCCAGUAUGUAGGCCUUUUUAAUGUACACGGUUGGCAAAAGCAUGUUGAAGAAGGUGAGCGGAAGAAUGAAAUGGAGAGAAAGGGAAGGGUGAAGCAGUUAAGUGUUCAGUGUAACUCUUUGGGUGGCUAACAUUUUUUAAUUCCUUGCUGUUUUUUGCAUCACUGCAUCUUAACAAGAUGCUUGUCAUAUCUUAAAUGUAUAAAUUAAAAUGAAGCGAAUCUUUUACAAGAUGAGAAAUGUUAGAGAAGGUGAAGGAUGAUAUAGAGGCCAGAUUCUUAUUUUAGCAUUUUAAUACUUCAUACAUGGUUACUGAACUGCCUACAUUUUCACUAUCCAGUGAUAACAUUAUAAAAGCCUGUCAUUAUAAUCAGAGGUUAUUUUCAAUUGCAGCUGAUACUGCAGGCAGGAAAUGUGCUACAGGUUAGCUGAGCUCACUGCAUCACUGUGAAACUUCAAAAGUAAAAAUGUGUGGUUUUUCUGAGGCCGGGGUGGGGAUUGCUUUCGUUUUCAUGUACUCGCUUUCAUACACACCGUCCAUGCUGACAUUAGGACUGUCCCGUUGUGUCAUAGUAUAUCGUUGCGUAAUAUCGCCAAACUUCCAUCUUUCUUUGUCAGUAUUUUAGGCAUGUAGGAAGAACAGAGGAAAGUCGUGUUUUCUCCCUUUCUGAUGAUUUUCCAUAAAUUGACAUCUUUUUUGUUCAAGGUUACUGACUCUAAGAAAAGAAUGUGACUGAUUUUAUUCCAUGUUCUCCCUGUAAUAGGACAUC
Scleropages formosus (Asian bonytongue) is the source of this 3301-nucleotide messenger RNA. RefSeq names its product tumor protein p53 inducible nuclear protein 2b (gene tp53inp2b). Gene Ontology annotation, cellular component: nucleus; autophagosome. NCBI's taxonomy places the organism in Eukaryota, Metazoa, Chordata, Actinopteri, Osteoglossiformes, Osteoglossidae. The record is from RefSeq and is a predicted model, not a curated record. Gene Ontology annotation, biological process: autophagosome assembly; positive regulation of DNA-templated transcription. The coding region runs from base 526 to 1401 and encodes 291 amino acids. The transcript has 4 exons.